Messenger RNA from Notothenia coriiceps (black rockcod), 638 nucleotides. RefSeq names its product lysine-specific demethylase 5B-B-like. NCBI's taxonomy places the organism in Eukaryota, Metazoa, Chordata, Actinopteri, Perciformes, Nototheniidae. The transcript is spliced from 3 exons. The annotation marks the transcript as partial. The record is from RefSeq and is a predicted model, not a curated record.
GUCUGCCGGUGUUUCGCUCCCUUCUCUCUCAGUCGGAGUCCAAACUGUUCCCGGAGAACGACCUCCUGCGACGCCUCCGCAUCGUGGCUUCAGACGCCGAGAAGUGUUCGGCUGUGGCUCAGCAGCUGCUCAACGGCAAGAGGCAGACCAGGAACCGCUGUGGGAACGGGAAGUUGUGCAGCCAGCUGACGGUGGAGGAGCUGAGGUCGUUUGUGAGGCAGCUCUACAAUCUGUCCUGCAGCCUCCCUCAGGCCCCCAAACUCAAGGAGCUCCUGAACCGCAUCGAGGACUUCCAGCAGCACAGCGAGAAGGUUUUAUUGGACGAGAGGCCGAGCGUGACGGAGAUCCAGAGUCUGCUGGAUGUCAGCUUCGACUUCGACGUGGGUUUGCCCGAGCUGCCGAGGCUUCGAGAGCUUCUGGAGCAGGCGCGCUGGCUGGAGGGGGUUCAGAGCGCUGGGAAACAGCCCCUGAGCCUGGAGACCCUGAGGAGGCUCAUCGAUCAGGGGGUGGGCCUCACAUCUCACCGUUCACUGGAGAGAGACAUGGCCCGUCUGCAGGAGCUGCUCAACGUCUCCGAGAGCUGGGAGGAGCGGGCGGGCCGCCUGAUGAACGCCAGGUCUUUUGAUUACACAUUUUGA